AGUAAACCAAACAAACCAAACCUCCAACAGAGGCAUAUUAUACUGUACUCGCGUAUGUCUUCAAGCUGCCAAAGCAUGGGCACACUUUCUAUCGGCGACGCACACAACACAUUCUACUGGUUUUUUUCUACUGCAAGCAAUGCUUACUAUACACAAUUUUUUAUGAUCUCCACCUUCACGGAAUAAACGGUAAAUAAGUGGCGAUUAAUCGAUGGAUUAUUGGUGAUGAUUUUGCUGUUAAUUUUUCACCGGGGUUAUCAUGUUUGAACGGCUUCGCGAAGCUCUCGGAUUAAAACGGCAUCGCAGCCGCGAUCAGGAUAAGGAGCGGAACGCCAGCGCGCGGGACCGCGGCCAAUCCCGGCAUCUGCUGGAGGAUGGCGUUGGCGGGUCACCGCGGCGCAGGAUGAGCCCGGCCAACGGGCUGAACGCGGCCAACCUGGCCGGAUUGACCGGGUUGAGCGACUUCAACCAGCUGCUGUCCUCCUUCGUCAUCGACACCUCCCUGGGCCCCAAACAGGGCAGGGAGAACGAGAAGCCCAUCCACUACGCCGUCCGCACCGACAAUUUCGCCCUGCUCGAGAGCCUGUUGAGUAAUUCCAAGUGGCGCUGGGAUCCGGAGAGCGUGGCCGACAGCUGCAAGGGUGAACGACCCAUCCACGUGGCGGCGGAAUUCGACAAUCUGUCGGCGUUCAAAUUCCUGCGCCAGCACCACGCCGACCUGCAUUCCAAGCAGACCGAUUUCCACUGGCUGCAGGCCGUCCACAUCGCCGCCGCCACCGGAUCGUAUAACGUCCUCCGCUAUUUACUCGUCGACGUCAUCGCGACCGAUAAUAAAAAGUUCGUCACCGCCGAGGAUUACGAGGGCGGGACGGCGCUGCACUGGGCGGUGCUGGGACAUCAUAUGGACUGUAUUCAGCUGUUGCUGGAGCGUGGCGCGUCGGUGGAUCACCAGCAAAGCCGGGGUCCCCAGUGCACGCCGCUGCACUACGCCUGCCUGCAGCGUUCCCUGGAGAUGGUCAGUAUAAUGGCGGAACUGCGCCCCGAGGAGUUCCGGCGCGCCCUCUCCAUCAAGGACUCGGAAGGGAGUACGCCGUUGCACCGUGCCGUGGCGCUGGACGACCCGGCGCUGGUGGAAUACUUGCUAGAUAAGGGCGCACCGACGGAUAUGCUGGACGCCGAAGGCCGCAGUCCGGUGAUCAUGGCGGCGGUGCGGGAAGCGUGGUACGCGGCGGCCGUCAUGCUCAAGUACGGCGUCAAUCCCUUCAUCUGUGACCCGGUCUUCCAGCGCACCACGGCGCAUCACGCCGCCAUGGUGGGCGCGAACCCGCUGGAUUGUCCGGAACUAAUCGAGCGCAUGAACUCGCAUCCUGAAUGGAAGAAGCGUCUGGAUGCGCUGGACAGUUUCGGGUACACGGCGCUACAGUACGCCGCAGGGUACGGUCACGUCGCCACGUUUAACGGACUGCUGCAGAUCGGCGCCAGUAUCGAUUCCAAGAAUCACAAGAAUAAAACGGUCCUUCAUUACGCCGCAAACAGGUACGGACAGCUGGAGAUGGUCCGAACACUGCUGGGCUACCCCAUCGGUCCACGCAUCCUCAACGCCAUGGAUCAUCGUGGGCGGGGCGCAUUACACAUGGCUGCGGCGUACGGUCACCAGCAAGUGGUGGAACUGCUACUGUCCAAAGGCGCCUUCGCUUUCCGCGACGAUUCCGGUCGAACCGCGUUCCACUUGGCCGCGGCGCGCAAUCAUUACCAGAUAAUGGAGUCGAUUGCUGUAUACUUCGGCGCGGUACUGAACGAUGCCGAUAAAUACGGGAACACCGCGCUGCAUUUGGCGGCCGCCAAUAACGCUGCGGAAGCGGUGACAUCCCUGUUGAAUUCCUUAACCAACGCCGCGAUGGUGGUACAAGCCGUGACGCGGGAGGAAGCGUCAGGGUACACACCGGUCGAUCUGGCCAUCCGCAAUAAGAACGAGCGCGCGGCACUGGCCUUCAUCAAUAGUAAACACUGGAAGCUCAUCGUCAUGCAGCACUCGUUCACAUACGGCACCGUCGUUCUCGGGUUGAUCGCGCAUCUCCCUAACGUGAUGAAACGAUGCCUGGAUCGCAGUAUGAGCGAAGCCAAAUUCGAUGAGCAUGGGUCGUACACCGAGUACGACUUCACGAUACUCCAUCACUGUACGAACGCGGAGAAGAGUAAAGGCCCGUAUAACAGUGUGGCCGUUCCCAUGCGAGCGCUGAAACUGAUGGCGACGAUGCGGCGCAGUGAUCUCCUCGCUCAUCCCGUUUGCACAACGCUUCUGGAGCGCAAAUGGAUCUCCUAUGGAAUGUACUGCUCCGGCAUCAUCAUGGCGUCCAACCUGGUCUUCGUGUCGGUGCUGUCGUACGUGAUGAUGUCGGCCGUCGAGAGUGAUUUGCGUCCCCACUUACUGGCAAAAUCCCGUGCCAACGUGGCCUUCUGCCAUCCCAACGGCUCGGAGGCCCUCAGCGGACCGGCAUUCGCGCACUUCCACGAGGAGAUCCUCUCCGCCAAGGAUUACUCCUUCAAAGACACCCCGGCGCUUUUAACAUUAGGUGUGGCGUUGAUCAUCAUCUUCCUCAAAGAGCUCGCGGAGUUGCGCUCCGAGGGUCUCCGGUACUUCAUGCAGUGGAUGAACUACAUGGAGAUCCUUCUGUUCAUCACCUGCGGCGGGUUUGUCUUCUGCUUCUACCAGGAUUACCGCGCCGGAGCCGUCGGACGCUAUACGUACCAGUUCGGGACGGUGGCCAUCUUUUUAGCCUGGUUCAACCUCCUCCGCUUCUUUCGACCAUUCGGGACAUUCGGAAUCUACUCGUUCAUGUUCUUCACGAUCCUGAAGACCUUGAUCCAGGUCUCCGGGUUCUUCUUCCUCCUGACGGCCGCUUUCACCGGGGCCUUCAGCACGCUUUUCCAGACGAAGAUCUACCCAAACUCCACCACAUACUACGCCAAACACGAUGAUCCCUUGGAUCCUGACGACCUGCGCACCUCGCACGAGAACGUUGUCAUCUCCGGGUUGCGCAUCGGCGCCAUGACCAUCGGGGACCUGGAGUCCCUAGACAACUUCCUGUACCCGCUGAUGGACGGAAUGAUCGCCUACCCGGAACUGGCGUUCCUCUUCUACGCCGUCUUCCUGGUUCUGAUGCCCAUCCUGCUCAACAACCUACUGACGGGUUUGGCGAUCGGCGACAUGGAGGCCAUCCGCAGCAACGCCGUGACCUUACGUCUGGAGAUGCAGGUCUUCCUCCACGAAUCCCUGGAGCGGGUCUUCCCGACGUUCCUUAUCCACCGCAUUCACCGCGCCACGGAGGUGUAUAAACUGUACACGCAUCGACCCAUUCCUUUCAAACACCGGGUGGCCAAGUUUCUGCAGAGCGGCGGCAUGGCCGAACCCAAUGUGCCGCACAUCCAGCCGCAGACACGCGAGUCCGAAGUGGAGGAUGUGCCGUUGAUGGCGCGCGACGAGACUUCCAAUUUGUAUAAACGGUUGCGACAGCUGGAUGAUACUGUCGCGGAACAGCGCGAGAUGCUGUCGCGGAUCCUGAAGCAAAUGGAGCGGGAUAGCGCGGAGCAAGAAGAUCCCUCCUUCAUCGCCAAGAUGCGGAAGCGCAGUGAGCGUGCCGAGGAGGACCGGAAGCACGCCGAGCGCAUGCACAUCACCGAUCGCAAGGUGUCCUUCCGACGGCAUGAUCCCUUCGAUCAGGACGACUAGGCCUGCUUUGCCAGCCACUUUUCCUCACGCUUUCACAAAACCGCCACAAGAAAUAGAUUAAGUUUUCCAUAAGAAUGGCUGCUGUUUUUCUGGAACUGUCUGGGAGCUUCACAAAUCGCUUGCUUCACAAAUCGCUUGUGCUCAUUUUUAUUAAUGUACUGUAAACUGUAAUUUACAAUAAUUAUUAAUAGCCUUAACUAUUUUUGUUGAACAUUAAAACAUUAAUUAUAUCAGAGAGCGAUAAUGUAUGCGCCCGAGGAAAAAGCGCGUUCCAGCUAAAGAUGUUGUUCUUGUUGAUACUUGUUGUACGUCUUAUGUAGGUCCAGUUUAUUUUUGGCAAUUGCUAAGCAACGCGACUUUCGCGCACACUGUAUUACUUUUGCAAUACGUAUUGGAAACUUGCUUUGUAUAAUAUAUUGCUUUGUAUAAUAGUGACACUACUUAGCACGUGGAACGGUGGAAGAAGAGUUCUUGCUUCUUUUGAUCUACAUAAUUUAAAUAACGCGAAAUUUCUCCUACUGUCAUGUUUCUCGCAAAUCUUGAGAACCCGUACCGCUAUCGCGUUCUAACACGCUGGUUGCAAUUUGUGGCCAAACUCAGGAGAUUUUCAUUGCGUUAAUACUGCGAAAUACAAUUUUCUUAUCAAAAGCUUCAUGACUGCAUAUUUUGGCUGGUUCCCCGUCGCCACCACCUCCGCCCUGCCUAUGUCCCUGCGGGAGGUGGACUGUCCGGAUGCUGUCAGCACCUAAGCCCGGCCGCGACGGGCAUAAAGUUCACGCUGCUGCUGCACCGCCGUCGUUGCACUUCGCCAGCGGCCGCAUCCAUGGCGCCCAGCCCUGGCCGGUCCCCGCGGCGCCGGCGUCCUCCGCGUCCCGGCCCGGAAGUGGGACGCGGCGACGGCGACAGGAACUGCGGGAGUUGGGAUUGUACAGUUCCGGAGAUGAGGAGCUGCGCUUGAGUGGG
Messenger RNA from Paramacrobiotus metropolitanus, 4693 nucleotides. Its product is annotated as transient receptor potential cation channel subfamily A member 1-like. Gene Ontology annotation, cellular component: membrane. The coding region runs from base 260 to 3730 and encodes 1156 amino acids. Lineage: Eukaryota; Metazoa; Tardigrada; Eutardigrada; Parachela; Macrobiotidae. The transcript is spliced from 24 exons. The record is from RefSeq and is a predicted model, not a curated record. Gene Ontology annotation, molecular function: monoatomic ion channel activity; protein binding. Gene Ontology annotation, biological process: monoatomic ion transport; transmembrane transport.